AGAAAUUGAACACCAUUUGAUACCCUCUGGUUGGACAAUGGCGAGCACAAAAAUUUUGUUUGGAUAUUUUGUCAUUCCUCCCCUCUUUCUUUUCGUACUAACCCCUUUUAUUGUUGAGAGCCUUAAUGGUGACACACUUUGUGUUGAGGAAGAAAGAGUAGCCCUCCUUAAAAUAAAACAAGAUCUUAAGGAUCCAGGCAAUUGUCUCUCGUCAUGGGUUGGUAAAAGUUGUUGUAAUUGGACGGGGAUAGAAUGUGACAAUCAAACUAGUCAUGUUCUAAAGCUCGAUCUCAAUCUCUGGCAUAUCUGCACCACAAACAGAUAUCCAUUCACACGGCUAGGUGGUAAGAUAAACCCUUCCUUGACAUACUUGAAACAUUUGAGUCACUUGGACUUAAGUAACAAUAACUUCGAAGGAAUCGUCAUUCCAAAUUUUAUAGGUUCUCUCAAUAUGUUGCAUUACCUUGACCUAUCCCAUGCAAAUUUUUCUGGAAUUGUCCCUACUCAUCUUGGCAAUUUGUCAAAUUUGCAUUAUCUUGAUAUCUCUACUUCAUUUGAACUACUUUGGGUUAGAGAUGUUAGCUGGCUCUCUGCUCUCUCUUUGCUUCAAUAUCUUAACAUGGAUUUGGUUAACAUUACUAGCACGUCCCAUGAGUUGUUUGGAGCUGUGAACAUGAUGCCAUCAUUGUUAGAGCUACACUUGUCCUUUUGCAAUCUUCGUACACUACCUUCAUCUCUUCCAUUUGGAAAUAUUACAUCACUUUCUGUGCUUGAUCUCUCUUCGAAUCCGUUCAAUUCCUCAAUACCUUCUUGGUUGUUUAAUAUGAGUUCCCUCACAAACCUUGACUUGUUUUUUUCAUCCCUAAUAGCUCUUCCUCCUGUUCUUGGGAGAGUGAAUCUCUACAAGCUUCAGAAUCUAGAUCUUUCAUAUAAUAAUAUCACUGGUAAUAUAACUGAAAUGUUGGAGGCCUUGUCUUAUUGUAACAACCAAAGCCUACAGUUUUUAGAUUUGAAUUCCAAUCAUAUAACUGGGAAAUUGCCUUAUUCUUUAGGUCAAUUUAACAGUUUGAUUAGGCUUGAUCUGUCAGGGAAUUCACUCACAGGUCCUAUACCAACAUCUAUAGGAAACCUGUCAAAUCUUGAUUCUCUGAGCUUGAAAGGUAACAUGAUGAAUGGGGAAAUUCCAGAAGGUAUUGGUCAACUAACCAAGUUGAAUUCCCUAAAUCUACUCUACAACAAUUGGGAAGGUACAAUGACAAAUAUUCAUUUCCACAAUCUUACAAGCCUAAGGUUUUUCUACAUAUCAUCUAAAAAUAACUCACUUGCUUUGAAUGUGACACAAGACUGGGUUGCGCCUUUUCAGUAUUUGACUUUUGUAGAAAUCCAUGAUUGUCAAGUUGGCCCAACAUUUCCUAACUGGCUCAGAAACCAAAUGUACUUGAAUAGGUUAAUCCUCCAAAAUGUUGGAAUUUCUGGGAAGAUACCCCAUUGGAUUUUCAACACGUCCUCCCAAAUUUCGCAGCUGGAUCUUUCUUACAACAAAAUAAGUGGAUACCUUCCCAAAGAAGUGAGCUUCUCAGCCUUAUGGUCACCUUCGGUUGAGGUUGACCUUUCUUUCAACCAGUUGAUGGGCUCAGUCCCACUUUGGUCAAGUGUGAAUGCUCUCCAUCUAAGGAACAACUUAUUCUCUGGAAUAGUACCUGCCAAUAUUGGCGAAGAGAUGCCUAAUUUGGAGUUCUUGGAUCUUUCAAAUAACUACUUGGGUGGGACCAUUCCACUAUCUAUAAAUAGGAUUCAAAAUUUGAGUGAUCUUGAUCUAUCAAACAAUUAUUUGACAGGAGAAAUUCCCAUGUUUUGGAUGGGUAUGCAACGCUUACAAACCAUUGAUCUUUCCAGCAACAAUUUCUCAGGUGAAAUUCCAACUUCAAUAUGCUCAUUGCCUUUACUUCGUAUACUAGAAGUGAGCAACAAUAAUCUCUCUGCUGAUCUGGCAUCAACCUUUCAGAAUUGUUCCAGUAUGCAAACUCUUUCAUUGGAUAAUAAUAGGUUUGUGGGGUCUAUGCCAAAAGAGAUCACUAAAAACCUUCCUCGAAUUGAAGAGUUACUGCUACGAGGCAACAAACUCACAGGAAGCAUUCCUGAAGAGCUUUGUCAUCUACCUUUUCUCCAUUUAUUGGAUGUAGCAGAAAACAACCUAUCAGGGUCUAUACCGACAUGCUUGGCUGAUUUGCAUGGUUUCAAACUGCCGCAAACUUUCUUUUUGAAUUGGAUGUAUUCAAUAGUCUUUCCUGGCUUCGUACUAUACAAAAAGCAUACAGAGUUGGUCCUAAAAGGAAGAAAAUUUGAAUACUGGAACCAAAUGCUCGUGCAUUCCAGCAUCGAUCUGUCUAACAAUCAUCUUUCUGGAGAGAUACCUGAGAAGAUAACAGAGCUAAUUCAUUUGGGUGUCCUUAACUUGUCAUGGAAUCACUUAACAGGGAACAUACCCAACAACAUUGGAUCAUUAACAGAUUUAGAAAGUCUUGACCUUUCACACAACCACCUUUCGGGUCCUAUCCCUCCAAGCAUGGCUUCUAUGACUUUCUUGAGCAAUUUAAACUUGUCAUACAACAACUUGUCUGGAUCAAUUCCAAUUGCUAAUCAGUUUGGAACCUUCCCUGAUCCAUCAAUUUAUGUAGGCAACCCAAAUCUUUGUGGGCAUCCGUUGCCAACUAAUUGCUCAUCAUCAUUGCCCAGAAAUGAAGAGCAACAAGAAAAGCAUGAAGAUCAUGACAGAACUGAAAGGUUGUGGUUAUAUGCAAGCACAGUUGUGGGAUACAUUACGGGCUUCUGGCUCGUGUGUGGCACCUUGGUGUUGAAGAGGUCUUGGAGACAUGCAUAUUUCAACUUUAUAUUUGACAUAAGAGAUAAGCUUCUAGUUUUUAUCGCCGUUAAUUUGGCGCGUGCAAAGCACAUAUUUGAACUAGGAAGAAGUAACUGAGAAUACAGACAGACAUCAUACUUGUUUCUUGUGUGUGUUGUAUAACUUUGAAGUUGAUCGUGAUUAUACUGUGUUGCUUGAACCUGUUCGCAUUGUUCAUACUGGUUUUUAUCUUUUGGAUUUUUGCUUGCCAAGCGGCAUAUAUUUGUAGGAAUGGUAAUCUAUUAAAAAUAUGAUUAUUUAUUGUAUGAAAUAACUUAGAUAAUUUCAUAUUUAUAUGAUAUAUUGGGUAUAAUUUAACCUUACAAUUUGAUUUUGGAA
Messenger RNA from Abrus precatorius (Indian licorice), 3241 nucleotides. Its product is annotated as receptor-like protein EIX2. The record is from RefSeq and is a predicted model, not a curated record. Gene Ontology annotation, molecular function: protein binding. Lineage: Eukaryota; Viridiplantae; Streptophyta; Magnoliopsida; Fabales; Fabaceae. Bases 38 to 2980 code for a protein of 980 amino acids. The transcript has a single exon.